AUGACACAUACUAUUGGCUUUAGAAACCCUGCCGGCAAAGGAGGCAAGAAGCGCAGAAAGUCCAGGAAGGAGAGCUACGCUAUCUACGUGUACAAGGUUAUGAAGCAGGUCCACCCUGAUACCGGGAUCUCCUCCAAGGCUAUGGGCAUCAUGAACUCCUUCGUCAACGACAUUUUCGAGCGUAUCGCUGGUGAGUCCUCUCGUCUGGCUCACUACAACAAGCGCUCCACCAUUACCUCCAGAGAGAUCCAGACCGCCGUGCGCCUGCUGCUUCCCGGUGAGCUGGCCAAGCACGCCGUGUCCGAGGGUACCAAGGCCGUCACCAAGUACACCAGCUCCAACGCAUGCUGCUCGCGCUGCAGAAAUACAGCAUCACUCUCAUCCACAAACCAGGAAAAGACAUUCCGGUUGCUGACACACUGUCAAGGAAAUCCAUGAAUGAUGAGGACAGUUCACUAACUGAGGACAUGGAGACUCAAAUACACACUGUCAUCAGCACAAUGCCAGUAAGUACAAACAGGCUAGG
This is a messenger RNA of Trichomycterus rosablanca, 526 nucleotides long. RefSeq names its product late histone H2B.L4-like. Gene Ontology annotation, cellular component: nucleosome. NCBI's taxonomy places the organism in Eukaryota, Metazoa, Chordata, Actinopteri, Siluriformes, Trichomycteridae. Gene Ontology annotation, molecular function: DNA binding; structural constituent of chromatin; protein heterodimerization activity. The record is from RefSeq and is a predicted model, not a curated record. The transcript has 3 exons. Bases 1 to 438 code for a protein of 145 amino acids.